GCUGACGCGUCGAAGUUUUCUCUUUUUUUCUUUCUCUUCGACGUGUCAGUGUUCUUCUGUGCCGAGCUGUGUGCCAUACAAUCCGUAGAAUGGCUCCUAAAGGCAGCAACAAACAGCAGUCUGAGGAAGAUCUUCUUCUCCAGGACUUCAGCAGGAACCUUUCAGCCAAAUCUACAGCACUGUUUUACGGAAAUGCGCUUAUCGUCUCUGCCAUCCCCAUCUGGCUGUUUUGGAGGAUUUGGCACAUGGAUCUUGUCCAGUCUGCAGUUCUGUACGCUGUGAUGACUCUAGUCAGCACCUACUUGGUUGCUUUUGCCUACAAGAAUGUCAAGUUUGUUCUGAAACACAAAGUUGCCCAGAAACGUGAGGAUGCCGUUUCUAAAGAGGUAACCAGGAAGUUGUCUGAAGCAGACAACCGCAGGAUGUCCCGCAAGGAGAAAGAUGAAAGGAUCCUGUGGAAGAAGAACGAGGUUGCGGAUUAUGAAGCUACCACCUUCUCCAUCUUCUACAACAACACGCUGUUUCUGAUCCUCGUGAUCAUCGCUUCCUUCUUCCUCCUGAAGAACUUCAACCCCACUGUUAACUACAUUCUGUCCAUAUGUGUUUCCUCUGGACUUAUUGCUCUGUUGUCCACUGGCUCCAAGUAAAUGAGGAACAAAAGGGGAAAAUUACAAGACAUCCUAAACUGUGGGACUGGACACAGACUGAGGAGCAGAUUAAACCAGGAUGGAUGUUUUUCAUUAGGAUCGGGAAGGGGGUUUGUGAUUGGAGCUCUUUUUAUAAUAAAGUCACCACAUGAAGUUGA
Thalassophryne amazonica is the source of this 805-nucleotide messenger RNA. RefSeq names its product signal sequence receptor, gamma (gene ssr3). The record is from RefSeq and is a predicted model, not a curated record. Gene Ontology annotation, biological process: SRP-dependent cotranslational protein targeting to membrane. The transcript is spliced from 5 exons. NCBI's taxonomy places the organism in Eukaryota, Metazoa, Chordata, Actinopteri, Batrachoidiformes, Batrachoididae. Gene Ontology annotation, cellular component: membrane; endoplasmic reticulum. Bases 90 to 647 code for a protein of 185 amino acids.